GAAGUUACAGGGGGGGCGCUUUCGGCUUCCAAUUAGGAAUAAUACUGGCUUCGUAGCGACUACCAAGGAGGAAGAUUCUAAAACCCCCUCACCCGUCCCAAAACCCGCAUCCUCCUCCUCCUGCCACACACCCCUCCCCCGAUUUUUGACCAAGAAAAAGGAGUCGAGGGGUGCUCCGCUCCUCUGUGCUGGUGGGAAACCGAGAGGCCAGCAGGGUUGCUUAGUUGGACCAUAGGCCUGAGUGCAAUUGGGAGGCGGGCGCCUCGCACCCGUUGCCGCCCGCGGGGACUGAAGUGGCCUGAAAGAGCUGCCCGGGAUUCCUGUCCUUCCCAGAGGGGCCGCCUCGAAUGCCGCGGGACUGAAGAGCACACGUCGGGUGGGUUUAUCAUGUCGACCUUCCGAGCGCCGCGGUUCGCAGCUCAGAAUGGAAGGAAAGGCUGGCUCCUGAGGGGUCCCGCUGGUAUCUGAUACCCGGAGACCCACAGGGCUGCUCCAAUUGCCCUGGAUCCGCAACUCCAACUUCCCAGUAGGCGCAUCCGCAUUUUCCAAGAAAAUAUUUUCUGUUCGCCGCCUUGGCCGUUUAAGUGCCCUCCACACGCUCUUCCCGGUGCAGAGACUCAGCCUCCUUCGUUCGGUGUAUGCUCUAUGUUUUUGCCAAAUAUGAUCUCCAGUUGAAAGUUUAUUUAUGGUUUUGGAUGAAUCUGUGGAGCUUACAUUGUAAAAAGAAAGGGGGAACAAGACACCAUGAAAGAAAAGUCCAAAAAUGCUGCCCGGACUAGGAGGGAGAAGGAAAACAGUGAAUUUUAUGAACUGGCUAAAUUACUGCCUUUGCCCUCGGCUAUCACCUCGCAGCUGGACAAGGCAUCCAUAAUCAGACUCACGACCAGCUAUCUCAAAAUGAGAGUGGUGUUCCCAGAAGGGCUCGGCGAGGCAUGGGGCCACUCGAGUCGGACCAGCCCCCUGGACAAUGUUGGCCGCGAACUGGGCUCCCAUCUGCUCCAGACCCUGGAUGGCUUCAUCUUCGUGGUGGCCCCAGAUGGGAAGAUCAUGUAUAUUUCAGAGACAGCCUCAGUCCACUUGGGUCUUUCUCAGGUAGAGCUGACCGGAAAUAGCAUUUACGAGUACAUCCAUCCAGCUGACCAUGACGAAAUGACUGCGGUACUCACUGCCCAUCAGCCCUACCACUCUCACUUUGUGCAGGAGUACGAGAUCGAGCGCUCCUUCUUCCUGAGGAUGAAGUGCGUCUUGGCCAAGCGGAACGCCGGCCUCACCUGCGGCGGCUACAAGGUCAUUCACUGCAGCGGCUACCUGAAGAUCCGCCAGUACAGCCUGGACAUGUCCCCCUUUGACGGUUGCUACCAGAACGUAGGCCUGGUGGCGGUGGGCCACUCACUGCCUCCCAGCGCCGUCACGGAAAUCAAGCUGCACAGCAACAUGUUCAUGUUCCGCGCCAGCCUGGACAUGAAGCUCAUUUUCCUGGACUCCAGGGUGGCGGAGCUGACGGGCUACGAACCUCAGGACCUGAUCGAGAAGACGCUAUACCACCACGUGCACGGCUGCGAUACCUUCCACCUGCGCUGUGCGCACCACCUGCUGCUGGUAAAGGGGCAGGUGACCACCAAGUACUACCGGUUCCUGGCGAAGCACGGCGGCUGGGUGUGGGUGCAGAGCUACGCGACCAUCGUACACAACAGUCGCUCUUCCAGGCCACACUGCAUAGUCAGCGUCAACUACGUCCUCACAGAUACGGAAUACAAAGGGCUGCAGCUAUCCCUGGAUCAGAUCUCAGCCUCCAAACCAGCCUUCUCCUAUGCCAGCAGCUCCACGCCCACCAUGCCUGAUAACAGGAAGGGGGCCAAAUCCCGGCUCUCCAGCUCAAAGUCAAAAUCCAGGACUUCCCCCUACCCUCAGUACUCGGGGUUUCACACAGAACGGUCGGAAUCAGAUCACGACAGCCAGUGGGGCGGAAGUCCCUUGACCGACUCAGCCUCUCCGCAGCUCCUGGACCCGGGCGAUCGGCCAGGCUCCCAGCACGACGCGUCCUGUGCCUACAGACAGUUCUCGGACCGCAGCUCCCUCUGCUAUGGCUUCGCGCUGGACCAUUCCAGGCUGGUGGAGGAGAGGCAUUUCCAUACCCAGGCUUGCGAGGGAGGCCGGUGUGAGGCAGGCAGGUACUUCCUGGGAACGCCGCAGGCGGGGAGGGAGCCCUGGUGGAGCUCUCGCGCAGCCUUGCCCCUGACCAAGGCCUCCCCGGAAAGCAGAGACGCCUUUGAAAACAGCAUGCCUCACAUCGCUUCAGUGCACAGGAUCCAUGGACGAGGUCAUUGGGAUGAAGACAGUGUGGUCAGUUCUCCGGACCCUGGAUCAGCUAGCGAAUCAGGUGACCGAUACCGCACUGAACAGUAUCAAAGUAGCCCACAUGAACCUAGCAAAAUUGAAACUCUGAUUCGAGCCACCCAGCAAAUGAUUAAAGAAGAAGAGAACAGGUUGCAGUUAAGGAAAGCCCCCCCAGACCAACUGGCAUCCAUUAAUGGAGCUGGGAAAAAACACUCCCUCUGUUUUGCAAACUACCAACAGCCCCCACCGACAGGCGAAGUCUGCCAUGGCUCUGCUCUAGCCAACACUUCACCAUGUGACCACAUCCAGCAGAGAGAGGGAAAGAUGCUGAGCCCCCAUGAAAAUGACUAUGACAAUAGUCCCACUGCACUGUCUCGGAUAAGUAGUCCCAACUCGGAUCGCAUUUCAAAAUCCAGUUUGAUCCUAGCUAAAGACUAUCUACAUUCGGAUAUGUCUCCUCAUCAGACAGCAGGAGACCAUCCUGCUGUCUCUCCAAACUGCUUUGGCUCUCACCGGCAGUAUUUUGAUAAGCAUGCUUAUACAUUAACUGGAUAUGCCCUGGAGCACUUAUACGACACUGAAACCAUUAGAAACUAUUCCUUGGGCUGUAAUGGCUCACACUUUGAUGUAACUUCCCAUCUAAGGAUGCAGCCAGACCCAGCACAAGGACACAAGGGAACAUCUGUUAUUAUAACCAAUGGAAGCUGAUGUUUUUCUAAAAUGUUUUGUUCUGUUAGGGUCUCUGAAACAUAUUUAUAGUUUAAUGCCCCAUUACCAGCAUUUACAAUGCCACAGAUUGUUAGAGAGGAUAAUUUAAAUUUCUGGGUAUUUGACAUGUGUUCCUAUGAAAUAAAAGGAAAUAUAGCACUAGCAUUCAGGGUUAUACACAGAUAAUGGAGCUAAAGCAAAUGCACAAAUUGUCUCUGUAGUUAUAUGAGAACCAGCAUAGAUAAAUUUGUGUUGAAAAAUACUCAUGUAGAUGGAGUGAGUAUACACAGUGACAACAUUAGAUUGUGGUGAUCCAGUGAAACUCAACCACACAGAGGAUUAUUCACGGGCUUCUCUGUAUAUUUUACAUGCAGAAGUAUAAAAAAUUAGCCAUAAACACACCAAAAAUGUGUAAUUUUCUUUAGUUCUGAACUCUUCAAUAAAUUUCCACUCCAAAAAUAACUGAGAAAGAGAGAGACACAUCUUGUAAACUGAUUUCUUUUUUCCCUUUGUGGUUUCCAUCCAACCAGUUCAUUUGAUUCAGGCAUAAAUUAGAGAAAUGGUUCUGGAUAUAGUGCAAGAAUGACUUUUCACCUGGUAUCCAUUAGAAGCAAUCAGGAAGUGGUGAUUUUUCACCUUACUUUUGAGUUAGACAAGGACCAGGAUUGCACUGACAUAGAAGUAAGGGUUUUUCUAAGUGAAAGCAUUGAGAUGUUGGGAGACACAUCAAAAAAACCUGGUGUGCUCAAUUGGAAGUAGUUCAGUGAAGAUGGAGAGGCCAGAGAAAGAAUGGAAUGAACCGAUAUCUCCCCAAAAAACAAUUUAAGGCUCAGAAUAGGUAAAGAACAUAUUUGAGGCUUGCUUAUAAACCAGCCAAAUAAAAAAUUCAAACCAAUUCACCAAGAAAAAAAGUGCAAAAAAUAAUGAAGGAAAAUCAGUGAAGUGCUACAUGACAGCAGUUUAAGUAUUUGAGAACAUUUCAAAGCACAGAUGUGCCAGUGUGACAACAUGUGGAAAGCCUCAGGAGAGCAUCUAAGAUAAAAGCAGAGGCUGCCAGAAAAGUGGUUAAAAGGACGGGAGGAAUACUGUGACUGAGGAGCAGGCUAAGCGUUUGUUUUCCUUACUGUUUGUAAACAAUGUCAACAGCAAACUUGGUCUUACAAUCUGUGUGUUAUACGAGAAAGGAUGGUGCACUGGAUGCUGAGAUUUCUGGGUUCUGGUUCUGACCCUAAUUGUGACUUAACUUUGUGACUGUAGAUGUAAGCAAUCACCACACCCAGAGCCCCAGUUUCCUGGUUUGUAAGGCAGCUGUAGUGUUCAUGGUGUGGUUCACUGGUGCAGCAGAGCUGAGCUAGUUAAUUGUUUAACUCUCUGCUAUGGGUUAUCAAGAGUUGCUCUGAAUUUUCUACUCACAUACAGAAGUAUAGAUGCUUUGUAACUCAAACAGGAAUGUAAGCUCUGUUAGGCAUGUGUAGUACAGUCACUUUUCUAAGAUCAACCAAAAAUGUAGGUGGUAGGAACUGAUAAUGAAGAAGAAAAUAGUAGGAUUUAUUUAAUGUACUAUUCUCUAGAAAUCAAAACAAAGUGAAGUGAUUAGAAAUAUUUCACAUAUCAGAGUCCCAUGCCUGAAACUCUUGGUAUAUACAAGGAAGGGAAUGUACUGGAAGAACUUGACUUGUAAUUUCAAAAACAGAACAUGACAUUGGACACUCAGGGAUUAGUACUGUAUUUUCAUUCUUUAACACAGUUAUGUGGCAGUUUAUAUGUAGGUGACAAUCUGAAUGAUAAUAAUCAGAGAUGACUACUGGGUUGUUUAUGCGAGAAAGAGGCUACAUAAAAUUAAAUAACUAUUUCAUGGGUAUGACAGAACAACAUUGGUGCUGUACAUGCAAAAAAAGUGUAAGUACAUGACAAAGUCACUGAUUAUCAUAUAUACCUUCAAAAAUGUUCAAAGUACAAUAAAAACUAAAUUUUAAGUUAUAUAAGCACAGUAUUCAGCAAUUUUUGAGAAAAUUAUCUUUGAGAAACUCCUGGAACUCUUAAAAUGGAUUUUUUAAAUCAAUUUUCAACAUGAAGUAAGGUUUUAGGAAUACCUGAAAGGUUUUGCAGAAUUCUGUAGAUGGAUAAUAUGAAGUAUUUUGGAAAGGGAAUCCAUACAGAUGCAUUUUACUGAUAGAUAAACAUUCUACCAAAUGUGUCAGGCACAGAUCCUUUAGGUGAAAAUGAAGACUUCAGACCCAUGGAAAAUAAAACAAUACUAAAGAAAAGACCGUUAUUAAAGGAUUUCAGUGGAGUUUUUUUUUCUUUUUUUUGACAGGCAGAGUUAGACAGUGAGAGAGAGAGAGAGAGAGAGA
Messenger RNA from Lepus europaeus (European hare), 5399 nucleotides. RefSeq names its product SIM bHLH transcription factor 1 (gene SIM1). Gene Ontology annotation, molecular function: protein dimerization activity; RNA polymerase II transcription regulatory region sequence-specific DNA binding; DNA-binding transcription factor activity, RNA polymerase II-specific. Gene Ontology annotation, biological process: regulation of transcription by RNA polymerase II. The transcript has 12 exons. Lineage: Eukaryota; Metazoa; Chordata; Mammalia; Lagomorpha; Leporidae. The coding region runs from base 745 to 3045 and encodes 766 amino acids. The record is from RefSeq and is a predicted model, not a curated record.